AACUCUGGAAGAAUAUGAUAAAUUUCAGAGCAUUGAAUUUAACCAAAGUCUGUUAUGCAAUCACAAAUGAAGCAAAACAAUUCCAGGAAAGCCAGAGAUGAAGCAAUACUUAAUUUCAAAAUGUAGCAUUACCAACUGUGUAAUGCAACAUGCCUACAAAGAAGUCUAUUUAAGGUCUGGUAUGUACAGACUUUGAACCUACAGCAAUUUCUAUUCAUAAAAGUGAUGCAAUAUGUUAAAGAGACAGCAUGACAAGACAGAAAUGCAAUGCAAGCUCAAACACUUUAAUGAGUUUGAGGGCCUCUUCAGAUGUCAGGAUUGGGUCAGGUAAGUGUAACAUAUAGAAUUACACUAAAAUAGGCAGGAAGUGUUUUGUCACGUGAUCUGUCAGGGUAUAUAAGCAUGCCUGCGCAGAUGCCAACAUUCACACUCAGGACCUUGCCUUGAGCAGCAAACCAAACUCACUACCCCUGACACCAUGAGCUGCUACGGCAGCUACUACGGAGGCCUGGGCUAUGGCUACGGAGGCUUCGGUGGCCUGGGCUAUGGCUAUGGAUGUGGAUGUGGCGGCUUCUGCAGACUGGGUUCUGGCUGUGGCUAUGGAGGCUACAGAUACGGCUCUGGCUUUGGAGGCUACGGAUGUGACUCUGGCUUCGGAGGCUAUGGAUAUGGUUCUGGCUUUGGAGGCUACGGAUAUGGCUGCUACCGCCCAUCAUACUAUGGAGGAUAUGGAUUCUCUGGAUUCUAUUAAACUACUGCCCCAGCAACACAAUAUCUGAAAUUAUAAGAGGACUUUCCCAAAGCUGACUUCAAUCAUUGGACAACCAAGAUCAUGCUGGAGUUAUUUGCACAAAAGAAUUUAACAUCUCAGAAUUUCAGGCAAUCUUUUCUAUGUGCACCCAUCUCUCUAUCAUAAUCCUGGUAUUCUCUACUUUUGCUUUUAUAACUGGUUGAAUUAUCUAUUUAUCUUCCAAUAAAACAUUCUAAU
Molecule: messenger RNA, 988 nt
Organism: Macaca mulatta (Rhesus monkey)
Lineage: Eukaryota; Metazoa; Chordata; Mammalia; Primates; Cercopithecidae
Source: RefSeq, a predicted model, not a curated record